AUGGUGGCGUGCAUGGACCACGUGACAGCUCUGGGCGCCUGCCCCGACACAGCGCCGCCCCUCUACAUGUGCCUUAAGUGCAAGGAACAACUCGAGAAAAACCAGAGCAACGUUGAGCUCCAAGACGUCCUCAAGCCAAUGACCAACAUCGCGACGUCGUGUGAGAACAAGUGUCACGUCAUCCAGGAUUUGUUUUGCGUCAUCGCCCACGGCACUCCAGGCUCCAGGAUACCUGCAGCCAACCUCCUAUUUUAUUACUGGCCUAACCUCAAUCCUAAGCUUUUCGAUCGCAAGGGAAUGCCGAUCAAGCUCAGCGAACCCGUGCCUAGCAGCGGCAAUGAAAGCAGCCCCGGAUUUUCCGACGAAGAAGAAGACGGUAAAAGGAAAGGCGGGAAUAAAGACUUGAGGCAGUCAGACCCCGACUUGGUCUUGACUUGCUACGUCCUCAUGCUGGACAUCGCCUACAAGCAGAUGGAGGUGCAGAACGUGACGAAGCAUCAACCCAUCACGAGCGGCAUCAGCACGACGAUGUGGCAGCUGUUGAAUAAGAUGUUACGCACCCCUUACCUCAUCAGUCAUGAGUGUCGACAUGAGUGCUCAUUAUGCUUCCUCAUCAACACAUUUUUCCAGCUAUGCACCGAGAUUGUCACGUAUCUCUGCCCCAAACUGCCCGUUGUUAACUCCAGGGUUGCCGACAUUCUUAAGAGCGUCGACGCAGGAGCCGACAAAAGCAAAACCGACGCUGCGCAGGCGAACGUCGCCGACGCCCCGAAAACUUGCGUCGCCAAAGCCGCGUCGCCGACACCCGCUGCCGCCGUCUCUUCUUCAGCGACCAACGGCGCAGCGAACGGCGCUUCGCCGACCGCUCUGCCUCAGGUGGUGACAGCCACGGUAGCCACAGUGAGCGCCAUGGACGUUGUGGCGCACAUGCCACAGGAGCAAGUUAUGGCGGCAGUUGCCACAGCCACAACUUGUACUGAGGAAGAGGCUGAACGGUCGCAGGCGAAUGCAACGGCCGUGGUGGCGACGGCGAGUGUGGUGGGCGAGGACGAUGAGCCCGUGGUGACGACCCAGCCGCUGGAGGAGGACGAGGACGUCUGGGUUACGUCGCAGGGCAACUUCAAGUUCAAGCUCGAGGACCUGCCUGCCCAGCUGCAGGUCGUCUAUGCCCUGCUGGAGCGGCUGUCGCGCAUCAGUGAUGGCGACGAGGUGUACCACAUCUGCCUGUGCCUCAAGUAUCUCGUGCUGCACGGCGAGGCGUUCACGCAGACUGCGCACCAGCACCGUGGCAUGCUGCUCUGGUGCCAGGAGAACAUCACCAUACAUACGUGAGUAUCUCGUGCUGCACGGCGAGGCGUUCACGCAGACUGCGCACCAGCACCGAGGCAUGCUGCUCUGGUGCCAGGAGAACAUCACCAU
Hyalella azteca is the source of this 1419-nucleotide messenger RNA. RefSeq lists its product as uncharacterized. Bases 1 to 1332 code for a protein of 443 amino acids. The record is from RefSeq and is a predicted model, not a curated record. Lineage: Eukaryota; Metazoa; Arthropoda; Malacostraca; Amphipoda; Hyalellidae. The transcript has 9 exons. Gene Ontology annotation, molecular function: protein binding.